Molecule: messenger RNA, 1200 nt
Organism: Hyphopichia burtonii NRRL Y-1933
Lineage: Eukaryota; Fungi; Ascomycota; Pichiomycetes; Serinales; Debaryomycetaceae
Exons: 1
Coding region: 1-1200 (399 amino acids)
Source: RefSeq, a predicted model, not a curated record
AUGAAAGAAGAGAUUUCAAGUAUAAGUAACCUCCCCAUACCAGAAGUUGGCACAAAGAGAUUGAAGAACCCAUCUAGUUCAAUGAAAAAAUUAUACGUAUCUAAUAUAGAACCAUAUACCCCCUUUGUUCUGCAUGAAAUUUUUGAAAUGGACAAGAUAGAUAAACUAUCUAAAUGUUGUAUCAAUAUAGCGAAUAUCUCGUCUCCACGUACCCAAAUUCCUGAAUCAACCAUUGAAUUUUUAUUGGAAAUUUUUCAUAAUUCUUUAAGUGAAAUUGAUUGGAAGCCUUGCACGCUUUCUUGUUUCUUUCUUUUGCCCUUACGUAUCGUUGUUCCUCAAAAAAUAGUGUUGGAUUCACUCAAGGCAUUUACACAGUACCUUGAAAGUGAAGAGGAGCUCUCACCCAACUUAUUAAUAGCAGCUUUGACCAUUGAUGCUUGGAAUAGCUUGAUUCGUGACGUUCCCUUAGUCACGUCUAAUCACUAUUCAAAGCUUAUCGAAUCAGGUGAAGUAUUCCUAGGUUCUCUCGAUUUGAAUUCUUUCAAUUAUCAUUUUUUAUGUGUGGGGGUAUACUUGUAUAAAUUUCAGUGGAUGAAUCAAACUAAUUUGCAGCUGCGAUCUUCAAUACUUCAAUUGGAAUAUGACCUUUUGCUUUGGCCCGCUAAGUUAACUCGAGACUUCUCUGUCAUUACUGAUGAUUUACUUGCCUCUCCUGAAGCUUUUAUACUUCAUGUUGUACAUAAUUGUUUGCUUAUCUAUUUCUAUUCAACUCUAGUCAAGGGGAAACAAAAUUUGGGUACAGAAACUGCGAUUCUGGCGGUUCCUGGACUUUAUAAUUUUAUAGCGGGUAUGGCCAGAAGUAACUUCCGAAUAAAAGAAUCCAUAAUUGGAAGAUGGACAAUAAUUGGAGAUAGUCAAGUUAUUAAUGCGAGAAAUUUAUUGGAACUAAAUGAAAUUAUGGAAUUUUACGAAUUUAAAUUGGUUUUGGUUCACUUUAAUAAAAAGGAAAAAACUAAUAUUAUUGAAUUACAAAAUAGUAUUUAUAAUCAAGUAAGGGACAUGCUUGAAAAUGAAAAAAUUCAUGACGACCCUGAGGCAGAUUUGGAUGGAUCUAAAGUAUACUGGGUAUUUCGAGACGUGAGAUCGCUUUGUCUAAGUAGUUUACUUUUCCACGAUCAUUCAACAAGAUCACAGUCUUAA